ACAAAAUGGUUUCCAAAAUUUAAUAUUUUGCAGAAAUCUCCUAAUUUUUGUGCUGUUAUUGCCAUCUAUAGAAACUUUUCAUAAAAUAUUUUGUUGCAAAUCAAGGCUAAAGUGAUCAGGCAUCAUGAGGCCAAGAGGGGAGAAGAACACCACUUCCCUUGCUGCAGAAUCGAUCAAAGUUAUUUCAGAAUCUGUAGGAAUUUCUGGACUUUCUGAAGAUGCUGCAACAAUGCUGGCUGAAGAAACAAGCUACAGACUCAAAAGAGUAGUGCAGGAAGCAGUGAAGUUCAUGCAUCAUGGGAAGAAAAGAAAGCUUACUAUGCCUGACCUCGAUCACGCUCUAAAAGUCCAGAAUGUCGAACCCCUAUAUGGGUUCCACUCAAGAGAAUUCAUACCAUUCCGGUUUGCCUCUGGCGGUGGUCGGGAGCUCCACUUCACUGAGGAGAAAGAGCUUGAUCUGCAGGAGUUGGUCAAUACACAUCCACCAAAGAUCCCGAUUGAUGUCAGUAUGAAAGCUCACUGGCUGGCAGUCGAUGGCAUCCAGCCAUCAAUUCCAGAAAAUCCCCCGCCAGUCACCAAAGAAAUACAGAAGAAUGAGAGCGUCGACCCGAGCAAUAAACCUACUGUAGAGAAACAGAAAAUCAAACCGAUGAUGGAAGUCACCAAAACGAAACAUAAAAAGAUGCAGGAAUUGGCCAAACUCAAGCCGUACACUAAACAUGAACUUUCUAUGGAGCAGCAGCUGUAUUAUAAGGAGAUCACUGAGGCUUGUGUGGGUUCAGAUGAGUCGAGACGCUCGGAAGCAUUGCAGAGUUUGGCCACCGACCCUGGCCUGUACCAGAUGCUGCCGCGAUUCAGCACGUUCAUCUCGGAGGGCGUUAAAAUCAACGUGGUCCAAAAUAAUCUUGCUCUUCUCAUCUAUUUGAUGCGGAUGGUCAAGUCGCUCAUGGACAACAGCACGCUUUAUUUGGAAAAAUAUUUGCACGAGCUCAUACCUGCAGUAACAACAUGUAUAGUCAGUAAGCAGCUGUGUUUGAGGCCUGAUGUUGACAAUCAUUGGGCUUUGAGGGAUUUUGCCGCAAGAUUGAUGGGUCAGAUGUGCAGAGCAUUCAGUACAAGUACCAACAAUAUUCAGACCAGGAUCACACGAAUGUUCACCAAGGCAUUACAGAGUGAGAAAGCACCGCUUGCCACGCACUACGGUGCCAUUGGUGGUUUGGCUGAACUGGGAACAGAGGUGAUGAAGACGUUUAUUCUGCCCUACAUCAAACACGAGGGUGAAAGGAUCAAGUUAGUCAUGGAUUCACCUGUGCUCAAUAACGCUGACAAGAUAGCGUCAGAACAUGUCAGGCAGCUUCUCGUGAACAAGUUGACUCCAGUUCUUAAGGGCAUGAUUAAUGCCCCACAGACAUUGGAAGAGUAUACCACAGAGUAUGGCUACCUGGGCCAACUCCUCCAUGCAAGUGUCAUCAAGGCGAAGUCCUCUACCACCACUGCCAGUUCUACAGUCACGUCAUCCAGGCCAACCAUUACUAUUCCACAGGCAAGACCCCAGCAGGUUCUUCUCCAGUCUCUUGCCUCACCACGCACGCCAAUCACACCACGACUUCCCGGGACCAUCACACUGCCAAAAACACCCAGCACCCCAUCGGGGACAGGACAACAAAAAUACGUCAUUGUCACCUCACAGAGACCAUCAACCCCAAGCACUCCACAACCACAAUCGAUGAACACUGCCGGGUCGGGGGCCCAGACGGUUGUGAAAAUUGUCUCGGCCCCAAGUCCUAGUACCACGAGUUCGACUCCAAAAAUCGUUGUGGUUUCACUCCCCCAGACCUCGCCGGGUGUGACGACAUUCUCCAAUAGCGGCAGUAUGUCAACUUCUCACGAGAUGGGGAUGAAAAGCAUGUUCAGUUCCAGUGUUAUCAAGACCGAGGGGAAAGCAGACACUGUUGUGAAAAUGGAAACUGAUAAUUCACAGUGACACUGAUUGAGUGCGCUUUUUCAAAAACUGUUACAACCUGUCACCUCUACGGGACAGUCUCUGGUGUUGUGCUUUGAGUGAAAAGACAAGAAAAUUGGUAUUGGUCAAUGAAGAACUCUCAAAAGUCCUUUGUUUGACAGUCACAACCCGUCUUCUCUGCCUCUAGUGUUGUGCUUUUGACUGUAAAGACCAGAAUAUCAUUUUUGGUUUUGCUCAAUAUCUGGCAUUCCUUCAUACAUGACCAGGUGAAGGUGCCUUGAUGCCAAGUAAAACCAGAAUCAAGAUCAUGUUGAUAAAAACUGCAGAACAAUGUUAUAUGCUGUCAAGUAAUGUUUUGUAUGAAAUGAACCAUAGGAUGAGAAAUACAUCUUCAA
Messenger RNA from Lineus longissimus, 2358 nucleotides. RefSeq names its product transcription initiation factor TFIID subunit 6-like. The record is from RefSeq and is a predicted model, not a curated record. Lineage: Eukaryota; Metazoa; Nemertea; Pilidiophora; Heteronemertea; Lineidae. Gene Ontology annotation, molecular function: transcription coactivator activity; protein heterodimerization activity; RNA polymerase II general transcription initiation factor activity. Gene Ontology annotation, biological process: transcription initiation at RNA polymerase II promoter; RNA polymerase II preinitiation complex assembly. The transcript is spliced from 10 exons. The coding region runs from base 125 to 1984 and encodes 619 amino acids. Gene Ontology annotation, cellular component: transcription factor TFIID complex; SLIK (SAGA-like) complex; SAGA complex.